Dipodomys ordii (Ord's kangaroo rat) is the source of this 630-nucleotide messenger RNA. It is a transcript of the gene Neurog1, whose product is annotated as neurogenin 1. The coding region runs from base 1 to 630 and encodes 209 amino acids. The transcript is spliced from 3 exons. The record is from RefSeq and is a predicted model, not a curated record. Lineage: Eukaryota; Metazoa; Chordata; Mammalia; Rodentia; Heteromyidae. Gene Ontology annotation, molecular function: protein dimerization activity.
AUGGCCAUCCUCCUAUGCGAUGCCAGCGAUCUGCUCUGGCGUCUACGCAGUGUGCCCCCCAAGGGUGCUCACUGUGGCCAGGGUGGGGAGUGGAAGGUCUUCAAUCCAGGCAUUAUUAUCCCAAUUUUUCCGGACCAUAUGUCCACGGAGGCGCUGCUGCACUCGCUGCGCCGCAGCCGCCGCGUCAAGGCCAACGACCGCGAGCGCAACCGCAUGCACAACCUGAACGCGGCGCUGGACGCGCUGCGCAGCGUGCUGCCCUCCUUCCCCGACGACACCAAGCUCACCAAGAUCGAGACGCUCCGCUUCGCCUACAACUACAUCUGGGCCCUGGCGGAGACGCUGCGCCUGGCCGACCAAGGGCUGCCCGGGGGCGCGGCCCGGGAGCGCCUCCUGCCUCCGUGCGCCCCCUGCGCGCCCGGACCCCCGAGUCCCGCCAGCGACGCCGAGUCCUGGGGCUCCGGGGCCGCCGCCUCGCCCUGCGCGGCCGCCGCCUCGCCCAUCUCGGACCCCAGCAGCCCUGCCCCCGAAGACUUCGCCGGCUACGGCCCCAGCGACCCCCUGUUCUCCUUCCCCGGCCUGCCCAAAGACCUGCUCCACGCGACGCCUUGUUACCUCCCUUACCACUAG